AGCCUCCAUCUUACGGACUUAAAAAAAGACUCAACCAUAAACCACUAAACAGCACAAUAGAUGGCCCUGCAUACAUAGAUACCAAUUAUCAACAACAAACGUUAUCGUCACCAUGUGGACAUGUGGGUACAGUUGGACACUGUUGCCGAUGAAGGCCGGGAAUAAAGCCGCGAAGACUGAUUGACCCAAGCCUUAAGUGGAACCAGUAAACAAGGUUGGAACGCAAACUCAUCUGAUAGGAAGAUGAUGAAGAGAGGGAGAAUUGAAAGACUGGAGAAACAUCACUUUGAGAAUGUUGAACAUUAACCUUUACGAAUGAAUCGAGUGAAAGACUGUGAACAAAAUUACAAAUACAAAUCCAUGUGAAUCGAAAAAGAAUCUUGUAAAAACUUAGGGAAUUACAAUGAUACCAAUAAAGAGUUCAAUGUUGACAUUUGUUCAGAAAAGUGAUGUUAAUGGUGGAAACAGAAAUGUUUCAACUGGUAUCAACUCGAAAAUUGGACCAUUAAUACAUGAACAAACGAUGAACUGGAUCAAGAUUAAUCGGAUACAACUGGCAAUCACAUUGAUUGGACUUUUAUCAUUUCUUUGUUUUCUUCCAUCAAUUUCCAAUGAAUUUGUUUUCGAUGAUAUACCAACCAUAAUCAACAACAAAGAUGUUUGUCCAGAGAAAACAUAUUUUACCAAAAUAUUUUUCAACGAUUUUUGGGGAACACCAAUCGUCAAGGAAGAAUCACAUAAAUCAUACCGACCUUUGACAAUAUUAACUUUCCGUUGGAAUUUCAUGCUCCAUGGUCUACAAGUCACCGGAUAUCAUUUAGUCAACAAUAUUCUUCAUUCAAUUGUAUCAAUAUUAUUCUUCAGAUUGUGUUUGUGUUUUACUCAUCAUUUCUGGGAAUCGUUCAUUGCUUCAAUUUACUUUGCCAUUCAUCCAAUCCAUGUUGAUGCGGUUGCCAGUAUUGUUGGACGAGCUGAACUUUUAUCUGCGCUCUUCAGUCUCUCAGGUUUACUUUAUUACUGUUCUUACAAUGGUAAUAAUCAUGAUAAUAAUGGGGAUAAUAACACCAAUAAUGAUAAUAAAAAUAAUAAUCCAGAUAAAUGCAUUUUAAUUGUAUUCUUAUUAACGUUUUUGGGAACCUUUUGUAAAGAACAAGCUUCAACAACUUUAAUUGUUUGCAUUUUUCACCAAAUUUUAUUCAAAUUUAAUCUACGAACAAAGAUGAUUAACUGUACAAAACGAUGGAUUUAUCGUUUCAAGUGUUACAUCGAUUCACAGUUAACUUCACCAAAACAAGUUUCUCAUUGUAAAUUAUCUACUCACAAGAUGGUUCCUGGUCAACUUAAAAGUGCCUCAACUUUUUACAAAAAUAUAUUUUACCUUUCAAUUGGAUUCGUCACAAUAAGUUGCCUUCGAUUUGCCAUUAUGAACAAUAAACUUCCUUCCUUUAACAGACUGGAUAAUCCAGCACGUAUUUUGGCAUCACCUUAUCGUCAACUAAACUAUGCUUACAUUUGGACUUACAAUUGUUGGCUUUUAUUGAAUCCAUUCAAUCUGUCUUGUGAUUGGUCAUCAUCAUCAAUUCAACUCAUCACAUCUUUACUUGACCCUAAAAAUGUGAUUACCCUUGCCACCUUCAUCUUUACUCUUCUCCUUUUACUCCAAUCAGAUACAGUCUCAUGGAUGGGAUUGGGGUUCAUGAUGAUAACCUUUUUACCAGCAUCCAAUAUAUUCUUUCCAUUGGGAUUUGUUAUUGCCGAAAGAGUUUUAUAUUUACCUUCAAUGGGUUUCUCAAUUAUUAUCGCUCGAGGCUUUGUGCUGCUUUAUUCAUCGAUAAAAAGUAAAAGAUAUUGGAUCAAAAUCUUAUUCCAUCUGGUGACCUUUAUUUGUGCCUCAAGUUUAUUAGUUAAAACGGUUCAUCGAUGUACCGAAUGGCAAAAUGAAUUGUCAUUGUUUACUUCAGGAUUAAAUGUUAACCCAACUAAUGUAAAGCUACUGAACAAUGUUGGCCGUUUGUAUGAGAAUCAAGGAAAUUUGUCCAUGGCUUUGAGCUUUUAUGAGAAAGCAGUUUCAAUUCAACCAGAUGAUGUUCGAGGUUAUCUCAACUUGGGUAAAGCAUUAACCAAAAUUGGUCGAUUAGAGGAGGCUGAAAGAUCUUAUCGUAAAGCAUUAGACUUAAUACCAAGACCAAAUGAAAUUUCAUCAAAAUUAAAUUCCAACCAUUAUCUUCCUGUUUCUCAUCAUCACCCAUAUAACGAGAAUGAUGACAAAUUGUCUGAAGAUAAACAGAGAGAGCAACAAGAGUUGCCUCCAUCAUCAAUAAAAUCAUCAUCGUAUGGAGACGAUAGAGGUACGGAGCAAAGUAUAGUUGCUUCAACUGGAAGGUUAACCUUGCCCGGUUAUGAAAGGCUGGUUAACCAAGGGACCAACACUGACACCAUGAUGAACCACAAUGAGGGUAACCAUGAAGUCAAAGUGUCACCCAGCUUGGCCUCACCUUCGGGUUUACCCUUGGCUGACAAGAGUGGUUUAACGGCAAUCACAUUGAACCAUCUUCAAGGUUUACUUCAUUACGCUUCACUCAUUAGUAAAGAUGAAAGGCGCCUUGAUGAGGCUAACCGGAUGUUUUCAACAAUUGCCUCAAUGAGACCAGAUUAUUCAGUCACCUAUUCAACCUGGAUACAAUCCAUGAUUCAUGGAAAUGAUCAAAACAAUGAUGAUGGUGGAACUCGUAAAGGUUCACCUCAAAAUGAUCAAGCUCAAAAUGGUCAAAUACUUUUAUCCCAAGUUACCUCAAACAAUAAACAAACGGAUCCAGACAUUUUGUACAAUAUGGCCAUACUUUUCAAUAAUAAUGGCAACAUUGAGAAUGCUCUCAAUCUAUUUGAUCAAGCUUUAUCCAUUGAUCCAUAUCAUGAAGAAACUCUAUUAACAUCGGCUCGAAUAAUCAAGGAUAAUGAAUUGAUUGGAGACUAUUUAACCAUCGCAAUGGAAAGACUUGAAACUCUCGUCUCGAUGGGAAAGGCUGAUGAGACUGUUUACUUUGACCUGGGAAUGCUUGCCAUUAGGUCAGGCCAUAUGUUGACUGCUAGACGUUACUUUGCCAAAGCCAUUGACUUGAAACCAAACUUCACUGAAGCAUUGUUCAAUAUGGCUUUGUUACUGUAUAAAGAUGAGAAACCCAAAGAUGCUUUACCUUUUCUUAAAUUUUUACUCAAAACUGAAGAAACUCAUGGAAAGGCUUUACUUUUAAUGGUUGCCAUAAAUUCAAGCAACAAUGAUGCUGAUGAGCAAAAUGAUUUACCCAAAAGUCAACAACUUUCAUCACCAGUUUCACCGUCAUUAUCACCAUCUUGAUGGGGUUGGCAAAGGCAAAAUUUGGUGCUGCAAACUUGAAGCUGAAUAUUUUACUGAAGAUAAAUUUUAUUCACAAACAAAUUGAUUCAAAUUCAAAAUGUUUAUUUUAUAGUCAACUUUGUUGACGCUUUAUGUGAUUGAAAGAGCCAAAUUUUACAAAAAUUUUGUACACACCGAUCGAUACUAAACUAAUGUAUGAAAAGACGAUUUUCGUCUUGCAAUCAAAUUCGUCAACUUUCAUUUUCUUGAGAGGAAAAAUGUUCAAUUGUUCAACUAAUAUUUAACAUGAAAUUCAUUUUCAAAUUAUGUUUCUACUGAUUAAUAUAGUGCCAUCUAUUGACAUCAACUGAUACUGGAAACAGAUUUGAAAAUGAAAGUAAAUGUUGACUAAAAUUAAAGAAUGAAAAUGUUGAGCAAAGGUCGAGUUGAACUCAGAAGAUAUUUUUACAUUGGAAACAACGGAAAUUAAUCUUGAAAAUCUAUAGUUUGAAUGUACUGUUCAUGUUUUUCAUUUCAUUGUCUGAAUAUGUAUGUACAUAAAUCAUUGAUGUAAAAGCAUUGAUUACAUGAAAACUCGUAUUUUGAGUUUAUCUGUCAAAUUGUUCCGCUUUUAAAGACAACAAUUCUGAAUAAAUAUUUGAUUAACAAAA
Tetranychus urticae (two-spotted spider mite) is the source of this 4005-nucleotide messenger RNA. The record is from RefSeq and is a predicted model, not a curated record. NCBI's taxonomy places the organism in Eukaryota, Metazoa, Arthropoda, Arachnida, Trombidiformes, Tetranychidae.